AUGGCCCCUUCCUUUUUAAACUUCAAGGAAUUGCGAAAGAGGUCGAGGGCGAGCUUCAGAACCGAGCGGUCGACCGACGAAUCGAGCGAAGCUGGGAACAACACCACUCCCACCAGCGGCUCAUUGACACCCCCUUCGAUUGGAGCACAGUCAGACCCAGCUUUGAAUCUGCAACUCAAAGACCAACCGCUGCCUCCUCCAGAUGCCGCUAUCCCGAGGCCGCAGUCUCAGCUUUACGCCAAUGGCGGCAAUAAUCGAUAUAGCGUCUCGGGCAUGAUCGGUUUGGGGUCCCCGGUCCCGGGCGGACGAGGACCGAGUUUGCCCGUUUCACAAUACUCUCCUCGAAUCACCAACGUGGCAGACAGUUCGUGGCAGGUAUACCAAAAGGUUCUACUCAUCCACGGCACCAUUGGCGAACCAUUUCACCAAUCCCUAGACGGCACGGUUACCGUGAGCCGUCCCGACGACAGCUUCCCCCCAAUAUCAUGGCCAGUGCACAACUCUUGCUUCAAGGCACUAGUGUACCUGAUGCCUGGCGCCAACCGCUUGCGGUUUGACUUUUCUAGCCCAAAGCUUGCCAACAGCGGAUCUUCCAACCCUAUCCAUUCCUCCCACCUAACAGUUCACAUGAUACCGCCUGUCGGCGCCCCUCCACUACAACUAGCGAUCAUGUUGGCAAAAGACUCCCCUGGCACCUUCGAUGCCGUGCCAGCGCGGACGGAGAGGGAGGGGAAUGGGCUGGAGACUGCAGUCCGCAAGUUCCGCAUGUCUGCUUACCUAUGGCAGGCGUUCACAGCUGAGCAGAUGUCGCGCAACAAGCUUGGCCGGCGCGCUUUUAGGUUUGAAGAGGAAUGGACCACGGGCGCGGCAAACCACCGAGACAGGGAGAACGGUUUCCUUCGAUCCGAAGCACGGGUGCAUAUUAUUCGGACUGAGAAGACGGUGGCUGAGCUUCGGAGUCUCAACCUGGCACAGCAAAACUCGAAGGCCGCAGACGCAGGGGGUCUUUACGGUAUCACGGCAGAUGCCGUGCGUGAAUACUUCAAGCCACUCCCAGGCCAGAAGUUGUACGUGUCGGUUUUGCUCCUGGACGCGCACUGGGACACGCAAGCCAAAACUAUCGUCGGACACGCCGCACUCGGGGGGCGGGCCGGCGAUCUGCAUCUGGGCAUCUUUGGGUCGCACUGCCUCCAGAGCUACCCAACGUGCUUCGAGGAGAUAGUGCCGGCCUUCACAGACUGUACGCCGACCGACACCAGCCACGUUGGCAACGACUGCAACGACGCCGGAAGCUCUUGGGAGGCAGCCAACAUUGGGAUCGGUGCCCAUUUGCACGAGACAGGCCAUCUCUUCGGCCUACCCCAUCGAGAAAGUGGCGUCAUGCUCAGAGACUAUGUCACCCUCCACCGAACCUUCCUCACCCGUGAAGCGUAUUCCACCCGAACUCACUCAAAAGGCGGCCCUGUCUCCCAAGGAGACGAGUGCACUUGGCAUCGCCUUGACUGCCUUCACUUCCGCAGCCACCCCUGCUUCCGCCUUCCGAAUGACCCUGUCUUGAACCCAGACGACAGCGUCCAGGGUUGGCCAACGGAGGGAGGCGCACUCACCGUAACGGCCGCCACGGGGGUAGCCUACGUCGAGCUGUAUGGCGAAGGUGACGACGUAUGCCACGCAUGGAUUGAGUACCAGCCCGAGAACGGCGGGUCAGUCCAACGGUCCAUCUCCCUAAACGAGCAGGACUUGCGCGGGAGACUGCCAGAGGCGAAGAGGAAAGGCCGGUUGCGGGUCACAGUCAAGUCCUACGGGGGUGGCGUGCUGGAGGUGGAUGACUUUAACAAGCUCUGUUCCAAGGAGGCCGCCUGCGUGCGAAUGCCUAGCGCUAUGCCCGGCUUGCCCAAGGCGGCGUUCAGGGGUAAAAAGUUGGGCUUGUCGCAGAUGGAGGGGUCCGAGGGGCACGAGGUCGUGUUCACGAGCGCAUUGAAGCAGGAUCGGGUGCUGUCGAGGGUGUUAAUUUACCAUGGACUGGCCGUGGACGGGAUGGAGUUUGUUUAUGAUGACGACUCGAGGCAGUUAUUUGGGAAGAAGGGUGGAAAAGCGGGCGGGGACGUGUUUGAUAUGGAUAUCCGGCGUGGCGAGUACAUCACGGGCUUUUUCGUCCGCUCCGGCUUUUGGAUUGACGGCAUCCAAGUAUUGACCAGCUUGGGCAGAAGGAGCCCGCUGUUUGGGAACGCGCAUGGCGGGGACCCGUAUGUUCCUCUUCCGUUGUCAUUGGGAUCUUCACUAACAGGUGUCCAGACACACCUUAAUACCCCCGAGAGGCUACAACAUAUGCGGUGUCACAGGCAGCUGCGGCCCUUGGCUUGA
Chaetomium fimeti is the source of this 2364-nucleotide messenger RNA. RefSeq names its product putative peptidase family-domain-containing protein. Lineage: Eukaryota; Fungi; Ascomycota; Sordariomycetes; Sordariales; Chaetomiaceae. The transcript is spliced from 3 exons. The record is from RefSeq and is a predicted model, not a curated record. Gene Ontology annotation, cellular component: cytoplasm. Bases 1 to 2364 code for a protein of 787 amino acids.